AUGAUUGAAACGGCCAUGAUGGGUGGCCCCGUGGCCGAAGACAACAUCAUCAACCGGCGCGGCGGCGAGUCGAUCUACCAGAGUUGCCAGAACCUGAAGAAGCGACUGGCAGAGGUGCCCGGGUUUGAGCAGCACCUGGCGGAGAUGGAGGAGAACGACCUCGCGACAGACAACACCAAUCCGGUGACCUCCUUGUGGAACUUGCUCCGGGAGGGCUAUCCUCUGCUCACCAUCUACAAUGCCGUCGGGCCCAAGGAGCUGCUGGAGGUCGAUCCCUCCAAGGUCGGUGAGGCCAAGCGGCCCAAGGCGGCCACCUUCAAGUACCUUCAGGCAUGUCUGCAAGAACUGGCCUUCCCUCAGCAGGAUUGUUUUCUGAUCACCGACUUGUACGGCGAGAGCACAACCGGAUUUCUCAAGGUCAUCAAGAUGGUCAACCGCACUCUAGACAUUCUGGAGAUGGAGGGUCAGCUGAAGCCCGCGGAUCCCUCUGUGCAGGAUUCGAGUGCAAAGGGGACCGUCAAGUUAACCAAGAGAGAACACAUUCUGAAGGAGCUUCUGGAAACGGAACGCGACUAUGUCCAUCAUCUCCAGAACCUCCAGGCACUCAAGAAGGAACUCGAGGAGACCAACGCCCUGACCGGCGACGCAAGUCAUCAGAUUUUUCUCAACCUCAACAAUCUUCUCGAUUUUGCCCAGCGCUUUCUCAUCCGGAUGGAACAGCACUAUGCCUUGCCUCCGGAGAUGCAGAACUGGGGCGAUUUGUUUAUUCAGCAUGAAGAGGGCUUCAAACAAUAUGAGCCGUUUAUCGCCAACCAGCUGCGCUGUGAUGAGGCGUGCUUGAAGGAAUGGGAGAAGAUCAGAGCUGCUCCUCGCCAUCUUGAUUUGCAGCAGAUGGUUGCCCAGCCGGCCACCUUGAACGGGUUUUUUGUCAAGCCGUUUCAACGUCUAACCAAGUACCCUCUAAUGCUUUCUGAAUUACGCAAACAGGAUGAUAAUGAGGAGCUACAGGCUGACAUCACCAGAGCAAUUGAUACUAUUCAGGCUGUCUUGGACUCGGCGAAUGAUGCAAUCGAUAAAGAGCAUCUAGCUACUGCUGUCGGUGACCUUGCAGAACGUGUCGACGAUUGGAAGUCACUCAAGGUGGAAUCUUUUGGUGACCUACUUCGCUUCGGUUCGUUCACAGUGCUCAAGGGCGACACUGGCAAAGACUCCCCCAGAGAGGUUCGUACGCUUUCUAUUACCCAUGUUCAAGACAGGAUUUGGUCCCAAACCCUUGCGCGCCCCACAGACUUUGGCAUUCGCAUGACCUUGGAAUUCCCUUCAAGGGCUAUCUCCUCGUUCGGUUUGCCGUCUAUCGACGAGGAAAGCCCUGCCCUGCAAACCCCUCGGACCCGUGAAAACUCUUCUAUGACGUUGGCCUCGGAGGUACCAACCGACGAAGUACCCCGCUCUCCCCAUCGCAUGGCCCCAAGGACUCCCUCUGUGAAGAAGAAGAAGGGGUUGAACAGAUUGGUCGAACGACCUCGCUCCCAGUCGUCCACCCCUGAUAACAAACUCCUUUCCCCAUGUGGCGAUAACAGCUACUUCACCCAUUAA
Messenger RNA from Penicilliopsis zonata CBS 506.65, 1596 nucleotides. RefSeq lists its product as hypothetical. Bases 1 to 1596 code for a protein of 531 amino acids. Gene Ontology annotation, cellular component: nucleus; cytoplasm; division septum. Gene Ontology annotation, molecular function: guanyl-nucleotide exchange factor activity. NCBI's taxonomy places the organism in Eukaryota, Fungi, Ascomycota, Eurotiomycetes, Eurotiales, Aspergillaceae. Gene Ontology annotation, biological process: establishment of cell polarity; septin ring organization. The record is from RefSeq and is a predicted model, not a curated record. The transcript has 2 exons.